Messenger RNA from Meriones unguiculatus (Mongolian gerbil), 2910 nucleotides. RefSeq names its product transmembrane protein 123 (gene Tmem123). The transcript has 5 exons. The record is from RefSeq and is a predicted model, not a curated record. NCBI's taxonomy places the organism in Eukaryota, Metazoa, Chordata, Mammalia, Rodentia, Muridae. Bases 155 to 751 code for a protein of 198 amino acids. Gene Ontology annotation, cellular component: cytoplasmic vesicle.
AUCCCUAUUUGGUCACUUCGGGGGCCGGCGGCGUCGGCGCUGGCGGCUGUAGGGGAGCGGGACGCGGCGGAAGGGGACGCGGAGCGGUCGCGUGCGCAGAAGGCAGCCCCGGACGCGGUGCGGUGGCUGCGGGCGCUCGGGGGUCCCGGAAACAAUGGCGCUGGGCGCGCGGGCCGCGCUGCUGCUGGGUGCGCUGCAGGUGCUGGCGCCGCCGGGGGCCGCGGCGGGCGGCGCGGACGCCCAGGGCUCUCCAAACGGAAACCACUCUGUGCCCGUGCCGGCCACCGUUAACAUGACAGAGACUACCACCAUACAUGUGGCUUCUAACCAGACUGGUGAAAUUAACAACAGCACCAUGAAGCCAUUAUUAACUUCAGUACUGUCAAGAAAUAGCACGGUUGUCACUGUGAAACCUGCAACUAUUGCUAAAAUAUCAACACCAGGAACCUCACCACACGUGACUUCUACUCCCUCAAAGUCUACUCCCAAAGCAAGUGCUUCCCCAAACUCAACCCAGACGUCAGCGUCCAUGAAUACCACAGCCCACAGUAGCUUUAUGACAUCUGUAAUGAAUACAGCAACUGCUCGUCCUGACAAAGGCAAAGGAUCGAGGUUUGAUACUGGCAGCUUUGUUGGUGGUAUAGUGUUAACAUUGGGAGCUUUAUCUAUUCUCUACGUUGGAUGCAAAAUGUACUAUUCAAGAAGAGGCAUUCGGUAUCGAACAAUCGAUGAACAUGAUGCUAUCAUUUAAAGUACUCCACUGGCCAAGGAAAGAAGAGAGACUACAGCCCUAUCAAUUAGUUUGGUUUAUAUUUGCUUAAAAUAUUAUUUUCUUAGAAAUAGCAUAAACAAGCCAUGCAUAAGAUGAACAAUGUAUUUCAUUAAUAUCUAGAAAUUUCUCACUACUAAAGUUAAAGGGUGUGGUCUGGGUAGUUAAAUGAAAAUUUGGAGCUAACAGGUAAUUUAUCCAUGAUUAUACUUACUUUAGUAAGUCAUAGCAGGACUAGUCCUACCUUUUGGAGUAUGCUAUGCGCAUGGCAGUGAGUGGUCACAGUUGUCACGGAGGGGCAGGCUCCAUGCGUACAGCUGAGGAGCCUGUCACAGCACUCAGGAUUUUCACUAUCUCUGUUGCUCACAUCAAGAACUUUCCUGUCACUCAGAGCUGGGUGCAUCUAAUUCAUGCCUCAGGGUCCAUAAUUGAGCUGACCAGCUCUAACACUCAAUCUAAGGCAGCAUCAGCAUUUGGGGGUUUAAAGUUGAUCUAGAAACAGAAUUUGUACUCCAAAUACAGCCUGAACACCACCGUUCUUUUGUGCUAAAGGCCACCAGAGCACUGGAACAGGUGGACUUUACUGACCAUUUCUUUUCAGCUGGCAGUGUUGAUGUUUCUUCCUUUGUGCAUAACGUAGGCAAGCUGCAGCUCUCGCGCUUCUCAAAAGAUACAGCAGCAGGAACACAAGCAGACUGCUGCUGUCACACCAUUGGAAACUGCUUUUCACAGACACGUGUCAAUUUGAGAUUUAGUGAACAUUUUUAGGCAAUGUAGAACUGAGCUGCUUUAAUGAAAAGCAAACACCAUUUUGUUUUGAAGCCCCAUUAUAUUAUUUCCAAGUCAGUGUUUAGAAGUCUAUAUUGACAGCAGAAUGCUGUCUUUUCUAAAUCAGGGAAUGUGAAGCUCCCAAGGCUACUGAACCCACAGGGUAGAGAUGCUGUAUUUUUUUACACUGUCAACUUAUUCAAAUUUGAGAAAACAACUUUUAUAUACUAAAGUGUAUUUUGAUAAAUUCUGGCUUCCUUAUCCCUCUGACAAGGAGCUCCUGGCGUUUGCAGGGAAAUGGUGUUAGAUCACCACAGAAGCCACACUCUCUGCGGCAUUGUUAAGACUAUAGUUUAUAUUUAGGUCAAACUCAGGGUCAAGGUCAACAAAGGAAGUAGUUACAAAACACUUAUAUUUCUAUUGUCGAGGGCCAAAGUAAAUUAAAAGUGUAGAAAUAAGCCAAAAAAGUCCUAAUGACAUACACCUGUGUUACAGUUAAAAAUGUGUUACUUUUGUAAUCUGCUUCUGGUUUUCUUAAGAUGAAGAUUCCUAAGAAAUGUUGAGUGUAUAUAUAAACAUAAGAAUCGUUUCUACUUUCUGUACAUUAGAGCCAACUGACUUGGUAAAAUGUGGAAUGCUCAGACCUAUAUGAACACAGAGAAUAGAGUUAGAUUAGUUUCAGAUGAGAGCUGGUGGGAAGUUGAUCCUUUCCAUUUGGCUUGCAACCACUGCUUUCUUUUCUUUGCAAAAUAUAGUUUGGGACCCUGUGGCAGUGAGGCCCUUUUAAAUUUAACCUGUCUUUGCUACAUCCUCGGUACUUGAGUACCAAGAAGAUCUUGUUGAAUACUUGUUUCUUUAGCACUUUGAAGAUACAGCCUACUUUCUUAAAGCACUGUCGUUUUUGCCUCUUACAUCUAUAUUGAUUUGGAGAUUAAAAGUAAUGUACUUAUGUCUUUUAUAAUUUGUUACUUUCAAAUACUAGGACUUUCGUUGAGGGGAUCUCUUUUUAAUCUGUAAAAACUGAGCAUGUUUCCCAAGUGUAAGUUUGUCUUCCGAGUCUGGCUUGAGUAAAUGCUUCCUUUUCCAACUUUUCUAGAGAAUGUGUUUGUUGAGAUCAAACAGUCCUCGAUGUAGAUGUGGCCCCCGGCAGAGCUACUUGGGCUUUACAUUUUACUUGGGUAAACCCAUAGGAGGAUAAUUCAGAUGUAGACAAAUGAGAGUUGGCAACAUAUUUUAUGGUGUGACAAUUUUGUAUCUUCAGGAAAAAGACUAAAGCAAACUGUAGUUACCCAUUUUUCUAUUAUAAUGGCCAAUUUUGGUAUUUCAUUGUUACUCAGAUCUAUUUUUAGAAUAAAAUUUGUUCUCCAUUCCAA